This is a messenger RNA of Coffea arabica (coffee), 1246 nucleotides long. The record is from RefSeq and is a predicted model, not a curated record. Lineage: Eukaryota; Viridiplantae; Streptophyta; Magnoliopsida; Gentianales; Rubiaceae.
CUUCAGAAACAUUGUCCUAAACCAAAUAGAAUUUGGUAAGUUCUAAUAUGUACAUCUAUUUAUUCCCUCAGCUCCUUCUUUCUGUAACCCGUGACAUCUUAUUGAUCAAAAAAUUUUUAUCAAUUCAUUCAUCUUAGCUCGCUGAUUUUUUUCAAAUCAUAAAAGAGGCAUAUUCUUGACCAUUGUUAACUUAAAAAUUCUCAGAGAAAGUUACAAAUUUUCGGGAUGGAGACGUCAAAUUCAGUCCCAAGCAUUCUCAACGGUGCCAUUCUCGACAUCUUUUGCAGACUACCUGUGAAAUCUCUAGUCCGAUUCAGUGCAGUCAGCAAGCUUUGGGAAAGAGAUAAUUACAUUCUUGCAGGUUGCUGCAAUGGAAUCCUAUGUGUUCACAAGAUUUGCAAUUGCUACAAUCCCAAGAAAAUAUACCUCUGGAAUCCCUUAUUGCAUCAACGCAGGGCACUUCCCAAAAGCAAAUCUCUUGAACAUUUCACAGAUUUGGGAUUCUUCUUCGACCAGCGUAACGAUGAUUAUAAAGUUGUCAAGAUUUUCAUGUUCCGUAUAGUCGAGAUAUAUAGUUCGAAGAGCAAUUUGUGGAGGUCAGUUGACCUGACCAACAUGCCUAUGAGCGUCAGCCGCACCAAAGAUUUUCAGAUUCCUGCGGCAUUCAAUGGGAUUCUGCAUUGUCUUGUGUAUAAAGUUAACUGCGGUAAAGAUGCACCACCAUAUUCAGUGAUCAAAUUCAACAAUGUUGAGGAAAAGUUUGAGGAGAUUCUGUUGCCGGAAAGCAAUCCUCUCGACUUUUCUACUGCUCGGCUUGGGGUUUAUCAGGGCUGUCUUUCUUUAGCCUGUUGGUUUCCACCGCUUGGGGAUGAGGUCUGGAUAGUGAAGGAUGAUCAGGAUAAAGGUACAUACAAAUCUUCGAAAAUUGCUGUCCCAAACUCUUCAGACGGCGGAUUCCAGCACUCUGACGUAAAGGGAUUCACAAUCAACAGUAAAGACUUAGCAGAUUGCAGAUGGGAUAUUGUUUUGUAUGACUAUGGAAGAGGCAUCUACGAAGAUUUUGGACUUGGAUCUGGUUCUGGUUCUGCUUCAUCUUCAUAUGGGCGCAUUACUUUGUAGUUGAUUAUGUGGAAAGUCUGAUACCUGUUUGGCCAGGUGCCAAAAAGGUCUUAUAUAGUUGUAGGAAAACAAAAUUGAAGGAGAAUCUCCAAUUAUUUAUUGAAAAAGGCCGUUUUUUUUUUUUUUU